Dentiscutata erythropus is the source of this 143-nucleotide messenger RNA. NCBI's taxonomy places the organism in Eukaryota, Fungi, Glomeromycota, Glomeromycetes, Diversisporales, Gigasporaceae. The record is from the annotation of a GenBank genome assembly.
GAUUAUUAUUACCUGCAUUUACUGCAUUGGCGGGUCUUUCCGAUGGGCGUCCUCCAGCUAAGCUCCAAUCUUCAAUAAAAGCUUCUGCUGGAAUCAUUGAAUUCCCUACUGUUACAGCAUUAUUAGCAGGAGUAUUAGCAUAG